AAUAAUGUCUUUUUUUUCUCCUUUCAUAUUCAGUUUACUCGGUUUCAUUGUUUUUUGAUUUGGAUCUCAUAUCAUCCUCCGGCGAAUCCACCACCGCACCGUAACUCCGGCCACCACCUUUCCUUCCAUCACUCUCUCUGUUCUACAUCCUUCUCAGAAAUAUGCCUUCACAGAAGGUUGAAACGGGUCAUCAAGACACGGUCCAUGAUGUUGCAAUGGAUUACUAUGGAAAGAGGCUGGCAACAGCUUCUUCGGAUCACACAAUUAAGAUAAUCGGUGUGAGCAAUUCAGCCUCUCAGCAUCUAGCAACUUUGACUGGUCACCAAGGACCUGUUUGGGAGGUCUCGUGGGCUCACCCUAAGUUUGGUUCCCUGCUUGCUUCGUGUUCCUAUGAUGGGCGUGUCAUUCUUUGGAAGGAGGGUAACCAAAAUGAAUGGGUCCAAGCUCAUGUUUUUGAUGACCAUAAGUCAUCUGUGAAUUCAGUUGCUUGGGCACCUCACGAAUUGGGUCUCUGCUUGGCUUGUGGUUCGUCUGAUGGGAAUAUAUCUAUAUUCACUGCAAGAGCAGAUGGUGGAUGGGACACCUCAAGGAUUGAUCAGGCUCACCCAGUAGGUGUCACUUCUGUGUCUUGGGCUCCUGCAAUGGCACCGGGGGCUCUUGUUGGUUCAGGGUUACUUGAUCCGGUGCAGAAGCUUUGCUCUGGUGGUUGUGAUAAUACUGUUAAGGUGUGGAAGCUGAGCAACGGACAGUGGAAGAUGGAUUGCUUUCCUGCACUUCAGAUGCAUAAUGAUUGGGUUCGUGAUGUUGCUUGGGCACCUAAUUUGGGACUUCCGAAAUCAACCAUCGCUAGUGCAUCGCAGGAUGGUAAAGCGAUCAUAUGGACUGUAGGCAAAGAAGGGGAUCAUUGGGAAGGCAAGGUUUUGAAUGAUUUCAAGACCCCUGUUUGGAGGGUGUCAUGGUCAUUGACAGGAAAUAUACUGGCUGUUGCUGAUGGAAACAACAAUGUGACAUUAUGGAAAGAAGCAGUAGAUGGGGAAUGGCAACAGGUGACAACAGUGGAGCCAUAGAAUCUGAUUGUUCAGGUUGUGUGUGUUAAUUUUGAAACUAUGGUUAAAGUUUUUAUUUUGAUAUAUAAUUGACAUCUUGUUUCUUUGCGCGUAUUACACAGUUGAUUAGUUGUACUUCGUAUAAUGCAUUAGUUCCUUGAGUUUGAAUUUUGUGAUCCAUUGAACAUUCUCUGUUUGCAAGAAUGAAAUUGAAUAGUUUUAGC
Molecule: messenger RNA, 1270 nt
Organism: Trifolium pratense (red clover)
Lineage: Eukaryota; Viridiplantae; Streptophyta; Magnoliopsida; Fabales; Fabaceae
Product: protein transport protein SEC13 homolog B
Exons: 2
Coding region: 162-1067 (301 amino acids)
Biological process (GO): protein import into nucleus; COPII-coated vesicle budding
Cellular component (GO): nuclear pore outer ring; COPII vesicle coat
Molecular function (GO): structural molecule activity; protein binding
Source: RefSeq, a predicted model, not a curated record